Molecule: messenger RNA, 2040 nt
Organism: Phytophthora sojae
Lineage: Eukaryota; Oomycota; Peronosporomycetes; Peronosporales; Peronosporaceae
Exons: 3
Coding region: 1-2040 (679 amino acids)
Source: RefSeq, a predicted model, not a curated record
AUGGUCAUGGGAAUUGUUACGCCGAGUCCAGCGACGGUUGGAAGUAACUCGGCUGGACUGACCAACUCGGCGGACUCGGCGAAUGCGAUGAUCACGGACGCGAUGGCGGACGAGGCGCGCACCGUCCAAUUUGAUGAGGAGGAUGCCCAAGACCAAGAAUGUGAGGAAGAUGUUGAGGAUGAGUAUGAGGAGAAAGCCGAGCUACUUGGCGAAGUCGACGAGUUGUCGCUGCAAGUCGGACGAAUGGGUACCCCACGUCCAGUUGUGCGCAACCUGGCGACCGAGCUCGGCAAUGAUACGGACGACGAAGAUCAAGCCGCCGCUCAAGGGGAACGUCCGCCCUUGAUCCCGCGAGCGACGAGGAAUGCGGAUACACCAAGUGCGAACAAGGUUCUGGGCAGGCUCGGAGAGGAGAUGCGAGCUCAGAGCGAGUGGAUGAUGAUGUUUGCCCCAGUGGCGAUGGCUCAGGCGAGCUGGCCGGUGCUGGGGCCCGAGCUGACACAGCCGGUGAACAGCACCGACAUCAACCAACUGGUCGAAGACACGGUGUUGCUACUCAAGGCGAUGGGGUUCCGGUGCACGAGCCGACCCAACAGCCUGCUACUCGGCGAUUGGGACCCCAGCCGAGCUUCACGCGAAAUCCUCAAGUGGAAGCGUCGGUUGAGAGUCUCGUUUGGUCUCGAGCGGGGGGCCGUCGAAACUCGGCAGACUAUUGCGAAACGAGUGGCUGAUACUCCGAAGACCGUCGAAGACCCCAGCAGGAUUCCCCUGCCGAAGACUCCCGAACGCAAGAGAGCCGAGGUGUUCCGCUCUACUGAGGGUACGCCGUAUUUCGAAGAUUCGCAUAUGAAGACGCCAACGCGUGGCAAGCAGCCAAGUGGACGCUACGCUGAGUUGUUUGACGCUGCAGACGCAGCCGAGCUCAGCGACAGCGACGAUGGGCGCGAGUACCUGAACUCGACUGAAGAGUCGGUGAAGGACGUCAUCAAGCACCUUAGUUUCGAUGACGCUGAAAGUGAUCGGACGCAAUACUUGGAGUGGCUUAAGCGGUUCAUCUACGAGAUGAAAGGAACUCGGCUGGCACAAGACCUCUGGUACGAGCCAUUCUCGCUGAAGCUGGAGCGAGGCGCGAAGAGCUGGUAUCGCCAGCUCCCGAAGAAAACGCAACGGAAGUGGAGUCUGCUGAGUGAGGCAUUCGCCGACUACUACUGUUCGCAGGUUGACCAGUCGGCACGAGCUCGCUAUUACUCGGCUCAGCGCAAAGACAACGAGCUGGUGUGUGACUUCCUCGUUCGUCUCAACGGAUAUGCGAAGUCGGCGAAAAUCCACCGAGAUGCCAAGCGCACCGAUUCGCCAAGGCACUCGGAAGCUCGGCGGAGUGAGCCGCGCCGAGAUGACUGCCGCGACGACUGCCGGGAACGACGCAGAGAUGACCGCCGGGAUGACCGGCGAAGCCGACGCGACGAUGGUCGAGACCGCCGACUAGCGACAGCGCUGCUGGAGGACGACCCGUAUGAGCUGGCUGAGAGACGCCAAUCCAAUCGGCGAUCCAACCUCUACGACUCGGACAGCGAUCAGAGCGACGGCAGCCAGCCGAGCUACUCCGACUCGGCUGUAGACUCGGAAGACGAUUACAUCGACACCGGGUUCACCAGCGACCGCGACCGUAGAUCGGGAGACCGAGGGAACUCAGCUGGGACACCAAGAAGUGAUCACCGAAGGGGUCAGCCGAGCUCGGCUGACCGCGCCAGUCGAGGAUACGAUCGGCGUGACCAGACUGGGCGGCGAAGUGACUCCCGUGAACGCCCUUCGUAUGGACCUUGUGCUGCCUGCGGUGGUGCGAAUCACUACGUUCACUACUGCCGCCGUCACUGCAAGUUCUGCAAGCAAUUGCACGAUGCCGGUCAAUGCGAGCUGUUCCAGCGCUAUGAGAAGCUCGCCGCAUUUGUCAAGUCCAAUGUCGACAAGUCCAAGUUACCUGAAGACCUCCAGGACCUCUACACGCCGAGUGAUUUAAACUCGGUGGCCCGCCAACACUGA